Messenger RNA from Heterocephalus glaber (naked mole-rat), 1452 nucleotides. It is a transcript of the gene Spc25, whose product is annotated as SPC25 component of NDC80 kinetochore complex. The record is from RefSeq and is a predicted model, not a curated record. Gene Ontology annotation, cellular component: Ndc80 complex. NCBI's taxonomy places the organism in Eukaryota, Metazoa, Chordata, Mammalia, Rodentia, Bathyergidae. Gene Ontology annotation, biological process: chromosome segregation.
GGCUCCUGAGGGGGGAGGCGGGAAGUGCCCUGAGUUUGAAAUCGAAAAUUUGGCGCUACUCUAGUAACUGGGUCUGGGGAUCUGCUGGGAGCUGGAAGUCGCACUGGUUUUGAGGGAAGGGAACUGAGCUCAGGACUGUCAUCCGGGGUGACGAAGGUGGGAGCCUGGCUGGGCUCUUCGACUUGUCUGCUGUAAUAGGGGAAAUGUCUUGCACAGUGGUAGAGGAUGAACUGGCACUCUUCGAUAAAAGCAUAAAUGAAUUUGGAAAUAAGUUCAAAAACACUCUUAGUGACACCCCCUGUCAGAUGGCGGGGCUAAGAGAUGCCUAUAAGGACUCCAUUAAAGCCCUGGCAGAAAAGCUGUCUGUGAAAUUAAAGGAAGAAGAACGAAUGGUUGAGAUGUUUCUGGAAUAUCAAAAUCAGGUCUGCAAGCAGAAUAAGCUGAUUCAAGAAAAGAAAGAUAAUCUUUUAAAGUUGAUUGCUGAAGUAAAAGACAAAAAGCAGGAACUGGAAGUCCUAACUGCAAAUAUUCAGGAUCUUAAAGAAGAAUAUUCUAGGAAGAAGGAAACUAUUUCCACUGCUAACAAAGCUAAUGAAGAAAGGUUGAAAAGGCUGCAGAAGUCAGCAGACUUGUAUAAAGAUCGACUUGGACUAGAAAUUAGAAAAAUUUAUGGGGAUAAAUUACAGUUUAUAUUCACUAAUAUUGACCCUAAACAUCCUGAAAACCCUUUUAUGUUUUCCCUGCAUCUGAAUGAAGCAGGGGAUUAUGAAGUGUCAGAUAGUGCUCCUCAUCUUGAGUGCCUAGCAGAAUUCCAAGAGAAUGUAAGGAAGACCAACAAUUUUUCAGCUUUUCUUGCCAAUGUUCGGAAAGCUUUUACUGCUAUGGUUUAUAAUUAAUGUAUAAAUAGUGCCUAAAAAUAGUUUGUUUUUCUUUCCUAUUGUGUAUCUCUUUAUAAAAGGAUUCUUGUCUUUGGUGUUUUUAUGAUGUUUCUAUGUGGUAUGAAGCAAAGCAGAAUGCAUCACCCAAAUAUGUCUCUCUGACACAAAUAUUUUGAGCUGAAGACAAUUAAGCAGCAGCAGAGUCAGGGAAGCUCUGCCUUCCCCGUUUGCCUGAAGGCAGGGGAUAACACUGUAAAGCUGUCCCAUCUCCCAGGUCUACAAGGAAGGAAAGAAGUUAAUCACUGAAGAGAACUCUUGUUAGCUCAGCUGCGGCACUGGCACCGGGGGACUCUCCAGACAAGCUUGCUUCCAUCAUUCACUCCCGUAAACCUGUAAACUUACCUUCCCACAGUUCUCCACAUCUGGGGGAUAAAGCUGCUCUCCUUUGUCUUGUGACUUUCUGAAAACCUUACUGUUCUUUGUGAGCCUACUGCUCUGAGUUACCUUUUACUGGGUGUCUCCCGUUUGAUGUGCACUGCAUGCGUUAAUAAAUAGCUUGUUUUUCUCAUGUUAA